AUGAACAGCGUGGGGGAGGCGUGCACAGAGCUGAAGCACAAGUAUGACCAGUGCUUUAACCACUGGUUCGCCAAGAAGUUCCUCAAGGGGAAGAACGCGGGGGACCCCUGCGUGCAGCAAUUCAAGUGCUACCAGCUCUGCGUGCAGAAAGCUAUUAAGGAGAAAGACAUACCCAUCGAAGGGCUGGAAUUCAUGGGUCCCAGUAAAGGAAAAGCUGAAAGCUCCUCCUGAUCUUGUUUGGAC
Caretta caretta (loggerhead turtle) is the source of this 243-nucleotide messenger RNA. Lineage: Eukaryota; Metazoa; Chordata; Testudines; Cheloniidae. The record is from RefSeq and is a predicted model, not a curated record.